Messenger RNA from Dermacentor andersoni, 7435 nucleotides. Its product is annotated as secreted frizzled-related protein 5-like. NCBI's taxonomy places the organism in Eukaryota, Metazoa, Arthropoda, Arachnida, Ixodida, Ixodidae. Gene Ontology annotation, molecular function: Wnt-protein binding. Gene Ontology annotation, biological process: canonical Wnt signaling pathway; non-canonical Wnt signaling pathway. The record is from RefSeq and is a predicted model, not a curated record.
CGUGUUGCUUGCUUCUUUCUGCUUGUGGCGGCGCACUCGCUCGCCUUUUCGAAAGGCGUGUGGAGUCAUCGCACGGUAAAGAGAGGCGGUGGCGUGUAGGCCGCGGCCCGAAGCGAGGAGGCACUCCGCCGUCUCGACGCGACACGCGAGUGCGUUGACAGACAUCUCGGCUGCGGUAGCAGACGACGGACGGGGAGAAGAGCGGAGCAGACGACGCGCAAACCGCCAACGAACGGCGAGGACGCGAGGGUGCGGUUGUUUGGGACUGGUGGGUGGCAGGCGGGGGAAGUCGGUGGCGGGUGCGACGACGGCGGGAGGUGGUGCGGUGGGGUGCGCAGGAUUCUUCCCAAGGUUGCCGUGCGUGCGCGACAGAUUCGGCAUCAGCGUCCGCGCGGCAACGGCUUUCGCUCGCCCCUGUGUUUCUCCAGCGACGGGACCGGAGAACCGCUGGCGGCGCGCCGGUGCCGCGGCGGGGAGCUGCAUCAGCAGCAGCUGGGCGCGGCGGCAGCAUCAUCCGUGGAGGGGGCAGCAGGAUGGGGUUUGUCCCGCUCCUGUUGCCGGCGCUGCUCGCCGUAGCGGCAGCGGCGUCGGCGGCCGGCUUGGACGGGUUCGACUGGGCCGGACGGCUAGCGCAGCCCACCUGCCUCGAGAUACCGGCCAACCUGACGCUGUGUCGCGGCAUCGGCUACACGCGCAUGCGACUGCCCAACCUGCUCGAACACGACAGCAUGGCGGAGGUUCAACAGCAGGCGCGCUCCUGGGUGCAGCUGGUGAACCGGCGCUGCCAUCCGGACACUCAGCUCUUCCUGUGCUCGCUAUUCUCGCCCGUCUGUCUGGAGCGGCCCAUCUUUCCCUGCCGAAGCCUGUGCGAGGCCGUUCGCAGGGGAUGUGAGUCCACCAUGGCACACUACGGCUACCCGUGGCCGGACAUGGUCCGCUGCGACAAGUUUCCCCUGGACAAUGACAUGUGCAUCGGUGUGCAGAGCGCCGCUGCAGCAAGCGAGGCCUCGGCGUCGGUCGCCUGCAGGGCUUGCCAACAGGCCAACACGACGGAGUCGCUCGUGGACAACUACUGCCGCGCCGACUUCGUGGUGCGUGCCCGGGUGAAGCGCCUUCAGGGAUCUCAGCUGCAGUGCAAGCGCUCAAAGCUGCUCAAGCUGCGCCAGGGCCUGCCACGACGUCAGCUUCGGCGCCCUGUCCUCAAGGCGCCAGACUUCGAACGCUGUUGCGGCCCGCUCAAGGGACAGCUGCUGCUCAUGGGGCUGCGUGCCGAAAACGGCAGUCUGGCCCCUUUGCUCAUCAUGCCCUGGCGCCGUACCACGGCCUUCCGCAAGGCCCUGCGGCUCAUGCGCGGAGUUGACUGCGCCAACCCGCUGCAGCACUAGUCGGUCUUGGAAAGAAGGAAGGUUGGCUGUGCCACGUUUCCCUUCGUACGUGCAGCUGAAACCCAGAACGUCCUGUCUUCCAGCCCUACGAUGGCCUAGACAGGGGCCACGCAUUUCUCUCUUGCUGGAGGGUAGCCGGCAUCGCAAAUGACUCAGAUGUGUUGUUCCUGGCAUGUCUUUGUUGAGGGUACACGAAACUAAAUGCUUGACUAAUUUGCCUGCAACAGCAGAAGUAAGGUCAUGUCCGAGAGGAAGGCAGACAGGUGCUCUGACUGUUCUGUAUUGCACUCCAUUUCGCACUUUACCGAGGUUUUGCGACAACAGAAAGUGCAUAGCAUUCUACUUUUCUACCACUUCCUGUUCCUCGUACCUCCUUAGUGCUCUUUUUUCCUGUCUUUCUUUUGCCAUGAACAUUAAAUAUGCACGUCACCAUGCAAGAAAGGCAAGAAUUAAAAGCAUCAGUACUCCUGAUAAGCAUAUCAGAAGCAAAGUUGCCAAAUCGAACAUGUCAGUGUUGUGAAGCAAUGUAGGCGUUUGGUAUUGUAUGUCUUCAAACGAGACAUCAUUUUGUAGUCUGUUCAGUACUACUGUCUGUCAUCUAAUAGAAAAUGGAGGUGCAUUUGGUACAUCUCUGCAAUCUGCACUUCAUGCAAGACUGCAGAUUUCAUGCUGCACAGCUGAUGCUGAACACAAGCGAUAAGCUUCUGUGCCAUCUAUGCUUCAUAUACAAAGUAUGGCUGGCAAUGACAUUAGCAUCAAUGCCCUCUCGGAAGAAUUAGCGCCUGUGUGUAUUGCUCCAUCACUGCAGUGAUCAAUCAGUUUUCAAAAUAUUGCUUUCCAUUUUCUCUGACUGGCAAUACAGGGGAGUAGAUGUGAACGAAGAACUUGACAGACACCUUUUCUGUGAGCUUUGUUUUUAAUGUUACACAUCUAGCAUUUGUGCUGACAGGAUGAGUCGCUGACAUCAUGUGAACAAACGGCUAUUCCCGCAGUAACCUGCAGCACUGAUGUUCCACUCAAAGGUAAAAGUAACCCUCAGGUGGCCAGUUAACCAUAUUACUCUAGCACUCUCAAAGGUGUAGCACCCUGUUGGGUACACUUUUCUUUUAUGACAAUAACUGUCAUUGUUGUGAACAUUUUCUUUUUCUUGUGCUGCUUACCUCGCAGGGGUCGUACACAGUCCUGGUGAAAAAGAUGUGCAUCCCAGCUUGAAACUAUAAACAUGUUUGAAAUAUGUUUCUGUUGACAUGGUUGAAGCCCACUGUCAUUUUAGCAAACUUGCUGUUGAACUUAGCAGAAUUUUCUGUAAUGGCAAAAAUAUGCUUUCAGCAAAUUUGCACAAAGCAUUUAGUCUAUUCUAGCUGGUAUUAAAUGAUGCUUCAGUGAAAUCAUAGGGGGUGGGGGGGGGGGGGAGAGCGAAAAAGAAAGGCAGCACUAUUUGCAGUGCCUGUCUUUGUAAACGUUUUUGGCAAAUUGUAUUUCGAAAUAUGGAAUAUUUUUUCAAAGGCACCCAACAAACAUUUUUCUAUAACGUAAGCAAACACUGCCAUAAAAACUUAAACAUCUUAGAAGUGCCUUUCCAGUAUUCACUGCAUUGCUGUCAUUAUAAUUGAAAGUUUUGCUGAACGAAGAAAAGUCUGAUAAUUGCAUUGGAACCUAAUUUGCUUACCAUAUCUUGGGAGGAUAUUUUUCUAACCGAUUUAUCAUACCACAUUGGCAUAUAGCACAUGCAAAAUGGCAACACUCGAGGUUUUGCAUGUUAGUGUGCAACAGCAACGUAUACAAGGUGACUAACGCUUUUAUUUCUGGGUGUAUGUAAUUGCAGCUGUAACACUAUGGUACGCUUCAAUUACCUUUCUUUCUAGGCACACUGUCACGGACAAAUGAAACACUAGCGGGAAAGUAUAAAGUAGGACAGCUCUCACAAGUAAUAACUCUGGAGAGAGUGCGGUUUCGCGCCGCUGUAUACCCGGUUGCCGAGGGUGGUGGAGGCUCCAAGCUAGCCGUGCAAGCUGAAGUUGUGCCGACAUCAAAGUGGCAAAAGCGGAGACGAGAGAACGCAUUCCAGUUAGCCCUAACUUGUUCGUGUUAUAUUUAUCCAUGACAGUAUGUGUCCGAGUACAUGCAUUUAUUAAAAAAAAAAAAAUUCUGUUUGCAAAGUGAGCGAUACAAGACAGAUACAUGUGGCCUCAUUCUUGCAUGCUGUUGAAAGUGAAAGCACAUCUUUUAUAUGUAGAGUUAUUCUUUAUAUCAUAAUUUCUGCCUCUCUUGUUUUAUCCACAGCAGUUUAAGUUUUGUACUCCAUUGUGAAUUAGUCCUGCCUCUCACUUUCCGAAUGAUAACCUAUGAUGUGUGGGUUGAUAGUAGUUAGAUAAUACUGUUCUGCGCUGUGAUGGCCCCAACAAAUUUUUCUGUAAAGAGGUAAUCAAAAUUCUUGUCCUUUGGUGCCGCUGCAUGUCCUUAUGGAGCCUGCAUGCCAUGGCAUUCUGACGAAACUGAAAUACAAGAUGGCCGAUUCAUUUAAGUUGAUUGCUCUUUUUCCCUGUGCUACUUCCUACUUUUCUUUGCACAUUUGGGAGAGCUUUGGCUAACUUUCAUGUCAGAAAAUAACUAUCAGUGUGUUUUACCUGUAUUGCAAUAUAGCCAUUUGUGAGUUCAAAGUUUGUCUUUUAUUUCUAUUGCAGCCAAACCCUCAUUGCAAGCUAGUUGAUCAUUCACUUCAACAUCGAAUGUGUCUGACUGCUAUGUGCAAGCACAUUUCCUGGCUUAAGUAAUUUCAACACUUUACUUACUGUGCCUUGCGUGCAAGAUUUAAUUUCAUCCAUGAAAGGGUAUCCAAGCUGUUUAUGUUCCGACACAAAAAAUAAUGGUUGUAGUGCAUAUUUCCUGUGCAUUAGCAUAUUUCACAGGCAAUUUCAGAAAGUUAUAACUGGGGCAAAUUGGUGGAGGCAGGCAUUGAUUGUCAUUCUUAUCCCUGUUUGAUAUUGAACUAGGCAAUUGUCUUUUCGAAACAAUGCAAAAUUGAGGUUUGGUAUAGUUUCAACAAAUAACAAAUGCUACUGAACUCAAGCCCCAAUCACUUUCAAGUUAAACUUUGUGGACCCAGCUUGCUGAGGAUUAAAAGGAAAAAAGAAAGAAAUUUGCAUUGAGGUGGAAUUAAGAAAUCAUUUGGGUAACUUGAGGAAACCCUUCCUUGGGCACCUACAUUGCUUUAUGUAUAUAUAUAUAUAUAUAUUUUUGCGCUGCAAUUCCCAAUUACUUUUCUUGGCUGGCCAACUUGAUGCUAAGGACAUACCAGACUCUGCUUGGCCCUGAGGAAAACUAAGUAAAAAGCAAUAACCCCAACUUCCUAAAGUCAAUAACAUGCCAUUAAGAACAGAGGCUGCAAAUUUGACAUCACACUGCUUUGUUAGGUACAGCAUGCCAACAUGGCACUAUCGACUUGAGCAGCUCUCCGAAAUAGGAGGAGCUAGAAAAACAAACGCAAGAGCUUAGUAGUUUAGCUGUAGAAAAAGCAGCCAUGAAACCCAUGUGCCUUUUUCUGACAAUUGCAAACUGCAGUCUUACUUGUGCACGAUAACAGUGAACAUGCCACCAGUUGUUCAGACAGGAUGCCAGGCUUGCACGCAAUUACUGCUCGCCAACUGGUGAGCGGCACAAGAGGCUUCGUAUUGUCACUUUAGCUGUUUCUUUUUAAGGCUUUUGCGGGAAUGUACAUGGAACUUUUGAUGUUAGAUUUACUUAUCUUGAUCUACUACAGUGGCCAUGAUAUUUUACAGCAGUGCACUAGAUUGCAUGUUCGAAUUUCUGAAAUUUAAAAACUCUGCUGUAGUCCUCAUGCGAGCAGAGUUAUGACUAGCAGGUCAUACUGAAAUGUUUCAAAUGUGCAAGCUUUCGUUAACGAGGUGGCAUGACCACAACUAAUUAUGUCUUGUUUAAAUAGAUGUAGCCACUGGGGGAGUGAUAUUGUCUCAACACUUCUAACCUUUCAAUACUACUUAACUAGCAAAUAACUGGUGUGUUUGUAGCCUGUUGUGUGUAAAGACUGAGCCAUCUUGAGCCCUCUUCGUCCAACAAUCAUUUAUCUUUUGCAUUUAAGAAUUUUCUUCCUACUGCUUACGGUUGCUUGUGUUCAUAGCUCCAAGAAUGACAUCUUGUCUCGGAGUUCUGCAUUUUAUGUGAAGCUUCAGGAUCUCUCUCUAAUUCUUCGUACGUGAGAUCCCCAUUGAAGUGCGCAUUUGAUGUCCGAGACCUCCCAAUGUCAGUGCCAUAUUACACAACAUAGUGUUAUUUCAGAUGCAAGGCUAUGUAUGAACAAGUGAAGCUUUAGUAGAUGUUUUUCUUUAGAAGUAUUUUUUUCUUCCAUUCUUUCAUUGGAAUGAAAGAUAGUUACAGGUGUUGUACCAACUUUUUUGCUAGACACAGUCUACCAUUGCCAAAUUUUUAUUGAUUGAAAGGUAUGUUGUUUUGUCAGGUAGCCUUAGUAUGCAAUCACUUGAUCUCUAGCUAUAUAUGGUAAGUGCUGUAUGUGGGGGAUUUACUCCAAGUCAACCAAAUUUCCAGUAGGCAGGUUAAGCAGAACUCAAGUUGAUAUUCAGUUCAGGUAGAGCGCUUUACGCUGGCUCUGGUUCAUCAUGACCAGCUUUGCCCUUUGCAUCAUUUUCAGGGCAGAUAACAUUGAUAGCUCUUUGUGAAUUAGAGAUUUUUCAUUUCAGCAGUGGCAACCCGCAAUCUUUAAUAAAAGGAUGCUGAAAAAAUUCAUAAUGUUAAGCUCGAACGGUAGACAGAACAUCUUGAAUACCAAAUGUGUCAGCAGUUGUGAGCAGCGCAUGGUUGCAGUGUUGUCGUGCCUGGCGAUGCUGGUGGCUGGCUCGUUAUUCGUUAUUAUGUUAUUAGUCCCCUACGCUCCCUUCGCGCAGGAACUUGGUAAACCAGAAAGGAUAUGGGAAUUAGACUUGAAAAUCCACACACACGCUCUCAUGGACAUCACAGAUGGAGACAUCAUUUGCUCGAAGCCAGUAAUUUACUAGUAAAGGGCGAUUUCAGGGCAUUCAGAAGUAUGCAAUGACCUAGCUUCAGAGCUUCUGGAAACUUUUGCUAAGCAUGAACAGGCCCAAAUAUGCAAAAAAUUCCAUUAUAUCUCUGAUGACCUAUCGAUGUCAUUUUGUUCCAUGGUUUGUGUGUGGACUACAAUUUUCAUUGCUGAUAUUUGACCUUUUUCUACCAAGUAUGUGCAAAUUUGAGUUUUGAGAGUGCACUUUACCAGUCGAAAUUGAUUUGUUUGGUCUCUAGCAUCCCUAACAGCCAAAUGUGCCAUGAUAGUGCCAAGUUUUCUUUUACUAGGUAAAGAAGUGUUUAUACUGCAACUCUAUUUUGCCGUGUUUACUGCACAAUGCCUUUCCUAUGUGGCUUGCAUUAAACCUACCCGAGUUUGUUCUGAGUAUUUCAUUCACUAUUUGCUGUUUUGAGAGUGCUGUUUUCACAUUCAUUUGUUUUCUCACUUUCAGUAUGUGAACUCUGUCCCUUUGCAGGUCACAAUUUGUCUGGUUUGUCUUGAAAGACAAGUUUGAGUGAGGGUCGAGUGAGGCUUCAGCUUGCAUUCAGCUGUCGAGCACUCGCUCUGAACCCUAGAGUCAACCCUGUGUGCCAAAGGAUGUUGUGUGUGUUUUUGCUUUGUGGGGUAGCUGUUGUAGCUGCCGUUACUGUGUGCCGUGAUGAAGGAACAAAACAAGAUAACCUAUCACAUUCGAAGUGACUAUCAAUUUUAUUCGAUGGCCCGUACAAAGGCCUUAGCUUGCAGUCAAGCGCCACAGAUGCAUCGGCCAGAAAGCUUGUACAUCAAAGUCAUUUACUGGCACACCCACAACUUAGUGUUCAUCUUGUGUGUGCUUUGUCAUAUUUGUUCUUCCACUCCAGUGUGCUUUAUUGUGGUUUUGUACGAACUUGUGAACAGCGUUAAUUUCCUAUAUCUAGCAUGGACGCUUGAUAGGGAUGCCACCUGUAGUCCCUUGGCUGUGAUAAGCUUUUAGUGAAUAAAGUGUCGUAAUUUA